AUGAACACAAAAAUACUCCUCCCGAUUUGUGCUUUUUUGACACUUACAACGUUUUUAUUAACGAUUAUUGCCACCGCGGGUUCUACUUCGAACUAUAAACCACUAACAAACAUUUACAUCGGUGAUGCUGAUAUUUCAAAAAUUAAUGUUACCAAAGUCGUGCCACAAGUCGGCCCAGUUUUAACGGUUUUGGGUUCUGCUUUGACUGCUCCAAACACUACGGUAGAUACCAUCUUCGGUGCUCUUAAGGCAAUCGCCUCUACCGAAGUCUUGUCUCCUCUGUUGAACUUGUUAUCCCAUGCCACAGAUACCGCAACGACAUUGUCGUCUCUAACAAAAUUGGCUCCAAUGGCUUUAACAGGGACUAACGCUGGUACCACCGCAGCCUUUUCUGCCCUCGAUGAAUUAUUGACUACUUCUACAAAUACCACUGAACUUUUGGAUGGCUUUAGUACUUUGAUGUCAUCCAUGUCGAGCAAUAGUUCCUCUAGUUCGCUUGCUAUGGCAAACACUGUCUUAACUCUAUUAGCUGAUUCCACUGACCCGGUAGCCACCACUGAAUCUCUAAUUACUUUGAAUAAUAUGACUUCUGCCGAAAAAGUACAACUGUCCCCAGUAUUUGAAUUAUUCGAAACUUCUAAGAACACCACCGCUACAUUAGAAGCAUUAGGAACUAUUAUGAACUCCACUAUUCCAUCUACAAUGGUUUCUUCAUUGUUUACCAGUCUGGAAUCUGCACUUGCCAAGGGAAGCAAUGUCACUACCACAAUCACAUCUUUAGCUUCGCUUGUUCCUUCUAGUUUGCAUUCAGCUGUUCAAGCUGUCAUUACAUUAUUUGAUGAAACUACGUCUCAAAAUAGUACGUUGACGGUUUUGAGCACUAUGAUUUCCGAAAACAUCACCGAAUCACCUUCCGCUAAAACAGCUAUGGCUGCUUUGACUAGCUUAUUGGGUUACACUACAAACCAGACUGAGCUACUUUCAUCUGUUGCAAGUUUGGCUGUUUCCAAAGAGGCCGCUUCUUCCACGAAUCAAUUAGUGGCACUUGACGAAAUUCUCUCCAGCAGUGCUAACGCAUCAGCUGUUGUGUCCAUGGUUCCAGCUUUAGAAUCACAAUUGGCCAGUAACACCGCUUUGCUUCAGUACGUUCCAUAUCUGUUCAGUUUACUAUCUGCCUCCAGUGACCCAGCAUUGACUUUCUCAUCGUUGGUCAGCAUUACCAAAUGGGCUGAAAACAAUACUGCUACAUUUUUACCAAUAUUCAAAAUUUUGAAUUCCGCUGAAAGUGUGACUGCAAUCACUCCCGAACAAUUGAAGGAAUUGACUCCAUCUAUUCUUGAAUAUUUACACAUUCCUGUCGAUUAUCGUCUAUCUAUUUUCACAAUGUGCCGUGCUCACAGUAACAGAACAAUGUAUUCAUGUAGCAAAUCACAUGCCGUUCAAAACAUGGAUUUCAGAGGAAUUGUUUACGACAAUAUCAUUCAAUCAGACUUUAAGCCUUACCUGGAAGCUUUAAACGUUAGUAAAGCCGACUUACACCUGGACGGUGAAUUGCAAAAAAGAGAAUAUAUGUAUGUUCCUGCCGUUAGAGCUGCUUUAGCCAUGAACUUGAUGUGUAUCAUCACUGCUUUCUUCCUAAUGUUAUACUUUAUCCUAUUGAGUAGACGUCCUACAAUUAGCCAAAAACAAUGGUUAGUGUUGGGAUUUAUUUCCGGUUGGGAAUGUAUUUUCAGUGGUUUGGGUAGCGCUAUCUUUAGUGUUAUCGUUGGCAUUAUGAAAUCCGGUAGCAAAAAAGAUAACUACGAUGUUGUUAUCGCUGGAUCUUCUCCAUUCUUUGGUUUAAUGUGGUCUGGAUUUGUAUUUGCCGUCUUGGUAUUCCUCUAUAUCGCACACAGUUGGUGGAUGGGCAGAAGGCAAGUUGACCCCAUGGAAGCUGAAAUCAAUGUCCAAGAAAGCGACUCUACAUCAAGAAUCAUCCAAGAACAUGAAGGUGCUUCUGAUACUGAAAAGAACUUUGCCAAAUGA
Saccharomyces eubayanus is the source of this 2025-nucleotide messenger RNA. It is a transcript of the gene INA1, whose product is annotated as Ina1p. The coding region runs from base 1 to 2025 and encodes 674 amino acids. The record is from RefSeq and is a predicted model, not a curated record. Gene Ontology annotation, biological process: fungal-type cell wall organization. NCBI's taxonomy places the organism in Eukaryota, Fungi, Ascomycota, Saccharomycetes, Saccharomycetales, Saccharomycetaceae. The transcript has a single exon. Gene Ontology annotation, cellular component: cell cortex of cell tip; plasma membrane.